This is a messenger RNA of Maniola jurtina (meadow brown), 6313 nucleotides long. RefSeq names its product POU domain, class 6, transcription factor 2 (gene pdm3). Gene Ontology annotation, molecular function: RNA polymerase II cis-regulatory region sequence-specific DNA binding; DNA-binding transcription factor activity, RNA polymerase II-specific. The coding region runs from base 546 to 2294 and encodes 582 amino acids. The record is from RefSeq and is a predicted model, not a curated record. Lineage: Eukaryota; Metazoa; Arthropoda; Insecta; Lepidoptera; Nymphalidae. The transcript has 11 exons. Gene Ontology annotation, biological process: regulation of transcription by RNA polymerase II.
GCGCGGCUGUAUGUGUGCCGGUCGUUGAUAAAUAAAUAGAAAAAAAAAUAAAAUUUGUGCCCGCUUUGUCGAUAGUGCCCGUGUUCCUUUUUCGCCGCGGUAUCUCUAGUCUAUGGUUCCGGUACGAGCCGGCCUCGAAAAGCAACUUUUGACGAACAAUACAACUUUUGACGAGUAAACAAGUGUUAGAAAAACAACUUCGGUGAAUCGUCGUGCAUCGCAGUGAAACUGUAUCGUAUAGAAAACAUUAAUGAUUUAUUAAUACGUUUCCGAAUUUAAUUCCUAAUUGUAUUUUAACAAGUAAUUAAUUAGGAAAAUCGAGUUAAUAUAUUAUUUUUCGAAUUCGAGUCAGUUCCGAUAGUCAGUGAUAAAAUUCCGGACGUUUUGAUUGUCUGCAUGAAUUUGUUCAAAGUUUCACAAAGUUUGAAAAGUUCGCCGGCGUCGGGGCAUUCCGAACAUUUCCCGAAGAAUGACAUAUUGGACGAUAGUGUAGUUAUACUGCAUUCUUUGCAAAUAGAGUGAAAAUUGCUCUACGUUUUGGGAGAAUGACAUUGUCGUUUCAGGCGGAGUCAGACCGUGAGAGCGGCGCGAGCUCGCCGGAGGGUGGCGGUGGCGGCGGUGCGCGCGCGCAGCUCGCCGAGCCGCGCUCCCCGUCGCCGCGCGCGCGCACGCCGCACCAACCGCACUUGAAUGGCUCCAUGGCAUCGAUGUUUCAAAACCUGCAAAACCUUGCCAACAUGCAGCAAAGCAUGCCCCAACAAAUGCAGCAGCAAAUGUCCCAGCAGAUGUCGCAGCUGGCUGCCAACCUCCAGGGCCUGACGUCCAUGCCAUCCAACCCUGUCAUCAACUCACCGCUCAACUUAAGUGUUAGCGCACCAGGCAUGGGCUCGCCCAACCCUGUGUCGAAUAACAACAUGCUGCCGCCUGCCAUGCCGUCUCCCAUGCCGCAGCUCAUCCUGGCUUCAGGUCAGCUCGUCCAAGGGAUACAAGGCGCGCAACUCCUCAUACCCACCUCCCAAGGCAUUGCUACGCAAACCAUCUUAACGAUCCCGGUCAACCACGUGAACUCAAACGAUCAGAUGGUUAACCUAGCCCUAAACAACGGCCAAGUCGUGUCGACGUCCCUCGCCAACCUCCAAGCGAUGGCCCAACCUCACCAGUUACUCAACUCCAACCAGCAGCAAACGCCAAACAUUCGACCAAACAUGAUGAAUCCAACGUUAUCGAACGCUUUAUUAAAUCCCGGUUUGCCAAACUUCUUGUCGAACGGAGCGGCCAAUGCGCAGGAGUUGCUGCAAGCGUUACAGCAGCAGCAGCAACCGCAAGCGAACCACAACCUCCUCCAAACGGUACAGCAGAACAACCAGCAACAUAUGCAGCAACAAAUGCCGGGAAGAAGAUCUUCGUCUCCAAGGCCCGAAAGGCAUUAUAAACGAGAGGAACGGGAAAACUACGAACGGUUCGCGGGAGCGUUAAGAGAAAGGAGUGAAAGGGAGAAUGCGGGAGCGGCAGUAUUAAACAAUAUCAAUAGGCUCGCAGCAUCCAACGGCGAGAUAACAAUCACGACGUCCCACUCCACCGCGGGCACGACCAGCAGCGCGGGGAGCGUCGGCUCCGGCCCGACAGCGUCGCCCCAUCCGCCGGUCAAACUGUCCCCUGGCUCCGUGAAGUCCCCACCGCAGGACGACGGGGACCUACUUGCUGAUUCGCCAAAUCAACCAACCAUCAGCCAAUCCUCCGGUAACGUAGUGGAUGGCAUCAACUUAGAAGACAUCAAGGAGUUCGCCAAGGCCUUCAAACUCCGGCGGCUUGGCUUAGGCCUCACGCAGACGCAGGUCGGCCAAGCCCUAUCUGUCACCGAAGGCCCCGCGUACAGUCAAAGCGCGAUAUGCAGUGCCCUGGCUUCGCAGAUGCUAGCAGCUCAGCUGUCUUCACAACAACAAAACAUAUUUGAGAAAUUGGAUAUAACUCCAAAAAGUGCGCAGAAAAUCAAACCGGUGCUUGAACGUUGGAUGAAGGAAGCCGAAGAGAGGUACGCAUCAGGGCAGAACCAUCUGACGGACUUCAUAGGGAUGGAGCCAAGUAAGAAACGUAAACGACGGACGUCCUUCACUCCUCAAGCUCUGGAACUACUGAAUGCACAUUUUGAAAGGAACACGCAUCCUUCUGGAACCGAAAUAACCGGCCUCGCCCACCAGUUAGGCUACGAGCGGGAGGUAAUUAGAAUAUGGUUCUGCAACAAGCGACAGGCGUUAAAAAACACCGUGCGAAUGAUGUCCAAAGGCAUGGUCUAAACCAAGCCUUAACAUUUAGGAUAACCAACAGAUAACUGUUAGAAUGACACUAUUAUUAUCAACAGAUUACGUUUACAUCACCGAGAAACGAAUGCCCGACACAAAACACGCAAAAAAAUGAAGUAGAAAAUUGAACCGCUAAACAAAACUGAGUUUGUAUUUACCAAGUGUGAUACUUAUAAGUUUAAUGAGCGAUAUAAUAUUUUUUUUCACGUAGUUAAGUGAAACUUGGAGCACGGUGGGAUAAAAAUUACGAGAUUGUUACCUUUUUUACCCGAUUACGGCAAAGCCAAAAGGAAGGGUUAUGAUUUUUAACGUACCUACCUAAUCAACUUUCUGUUUGAAGGUAAUUUGGAACUAAAUAUCAACAAUUAUAACUGAAAAUACCUACUGCAAUAAUAGUGCGUUCUAUUUCAAAUAUCGAUUUUUCAGCAACAUCGAUAAUAAUAAAGAGUUCCAAGAAGUGACUAUUAUUUAAAAAAAAUCUAAAAGUAAAAAAAAUGUAUAAUAAACAUAUUAUAUCACAUUAUUUGUGCCAAUUUUCGUAUCACACUUGGUAAAUCAGUAAAUAAUUUCAAAGCUUAGCCAUGGCAGCUAAGUUUUUGUGACUUUUGUCCUUCAAUAAAGCCACAAAAUUAUAAUAUGAAAAUGCAAAGACAUUUUGGUCUUUUUACAAUAAUUUGCGAUACAAUAUCAAUAGACGUGCUACGUAAAAUUCCUUUCGAAGUCAUAAACUGGCCUUAUUCGAAUCAAGAUACGAUUCCAGCCAACUUUAGUAACGUAAUACGAUUUUUUUAACAUAAUUAAAUGUAAAUUAACAUUUCGACUGAUAUAUUCGUCUCGACGUAGCUACUUUUACAAUGAUAUAUAAAUGGUAGUUUAAUAUAGGUGUUUAGUACAAAAUCAAAACUAACGAAUGGUCGUCACACUUUAAUACUCUUUACAAAUUUAUUUCAUGAAAUCAGGCGAUUGGUACUUCGUAGAAGACCUUGUAAGCGCCUUUGCAAUAAUCCGUGAAACAUGAUGAUGCCAUUGCAAAGUCUUUGCGGUUGUUUGUAAAAAAAAAUAUCUCGGCUACGUAGUUUCUGCAGAUGUAUUUGGUUUUGUUUAUGAGAUUUAUUCUAAAGAGCAAGCUGGUAGGUAUAUAAUAUUUUGGUCAGGUUGAUAGAAGUUUGACGUAUGUAUUUAUUUUCCUGCAAGCAUUUUAGGAGUGCGGAAAUUGGUCAGUUUUAAUAUUCAGACCAGUUUUUUCGCGGAUUAUUGCAAAGUAAUUUUGUAAGUUGCAUACAUAUUUGAAAAAGUUUUUCUUUUCUAUCAAAUUUAGUGAUGCGAAAUAACAUGUAUCGACUUUAUAUCGAGCAUAAUCUGUAUUAGUUUAACGCAUGAUUGGACGCUUAUCAUGACAAAUUAAUUUGGGUGGCCGAUUAAUUUUUAUUUAUAACAAUGCAUUUUGUAAAUAAGUACAACAUUUUGGAAAUUGAACUCACGGCGAUAAAAGAAUAUAGUUUAUAGAAUACAUUAAUUUAUUGAAAUACUCUGAGUUGUUUCGUUUUACAUAGCGAAUGUUGCACUUUAUAGUUUUAGGGUAAAAUAACAAUAUUAUGAAAGUAGUUAAAAUGUGUCGUCGAUCUUAGUGGCCUACUGAUUUCCUUUUGAUUAAGUAUUAGUUUCUGUUAAUAGAUAGGUUUAAAAGCGAUAUGUAUAGAAUAAUUAUAUGCAUUGUCGUAAAUUGUAAAUAUUGUUCUCGUAAUUUUAGUUUAUUAAAAUGUAUUAUUAGUUUUAUGUAAUUAUAACUGAACUAUAAGUUUAGCUUUGUAAGAUAUUUUUCUAGGUAUUUAAGUUAGAUAUUUGUUGCAAUAUAAUAUAAUUAUGAUGAUUUUUCAAAAAAUAUGCCUUCAUUUCCAUAUUUGCAGAAUACGUAUUUGUUCAAUGCAAUUUUCUAUUACAUACCUAUAACGAUACAAGUAACAGCAGGUCUGACUUGAAUCAAUAAACAAACUAGGUAUUCUGUGCAUAUUAUUUGGGUAGCUACGAAAAAACUAAUAAAAUUGCCUCGCAUUUGGAACGUAGAUUUCGAAAUAUUAUACUUAUAGAUUUUCAAAAAAAUAUAAAAUUAUUAUAUAUAUUUUAAGUGAAGGAGGUGCCCGAAAAGUAUGCACAUUUCAAAAAAAUAUAUUAAUUAUGAUUUAAUUUAAUUUGUAAUUUUGAUUAUUAAUACCUUUUCAAGUAACUGAACAUUUUCCAUAUUGUAAUUAUUCGGUUUAUGUUUGUAUAUUUACAGAUUACAUAUUUUUGUUCUUUUUCUAUUCACCGAUUACUAAAAUACCAAUAUUAUGUGUAAAUAAAUAGCCAAGACAUCUCAAUGAAGACCUGCCGUUAUUUGCAUUACCGAUAGUAAAUAAGGCUGUAAUUUAACGUAUGUUAAUGACCAAUGAAAACCAACUUGUGAUCAUUAAUAUUUGUACUGUUACCUACUACUUAACAAGAGUCGUUAAAAAAUAAUAUUAUAAAAUUGAACAUAUUUUUCGGCUGUUGAAAAAUUGUAAAUACAAUAUUAAGGAUAAUAAAAAAAACUAUUUGGAUUAAUAUUUAGGAACAAAGGGAAAAAAUAUUAUCAAAAUUUAUAUUUUCAAAAAUUAUUACAAAUGCAAAAAAUGUGUAUUUAAAAAAAGGAAUGUUUGGCCAUAAUCAAAAUUUAUCGAGUACGCAUUUUUUAUCGACUACAACACACCACUAUGCCCACAGACGAGCAGUACGGUAAACAGUGACUUAAAAAAUUGUGCGAUGCGAUGUUGUGCGUAAUGUACUUAUAAUGGAAUCAAGUGUUUCGUAUACAACUAAUUCAAUUUUUAAUCGUGUUAGAUCUAAUUGGAUACCGUAGGAUAAUAAGUAUAUACAAUAUUCUGUGUUUCACUAGAUACAAUCAGUUUAUCAAUAUCCGAUUUUAGAAUCGAUUCGAAGCAUUCGAUAGUAACCGUGCUUUAAAUAUCGAUACAUUUAAAAGGAAAACAUACGAAACAUUUGACUCCUAACAAACAUUAGCGUAAUAGAUCAGCAUAGAAUGCUAAGUACAAAUAAUUAUUUAACGAUAAACUGCUAGUCCGUUACAUAUAAAACUAUUAUAAAUUUUAUUACAAGGCAAAAUCGCGUUGCACCCUGGUUUUCAUGAUCCGCAUGUAUUUAAUAAUAAGGGUGGAAAUAUACUUAUGGCACGCGAUCUGACCCGGCUCUAUGCCACGCUUGUUAAGUCAAAUCAAAUACAAACACCUGAUGCGUCUUGGUAUCUGGUAUUUUCAGUGAGAUUCUGUACCCAUUGUAUGAGUUUUCAAAUUUUCCAAAACUAAAGUCGAUAUCGAGUUAUCGACUAUUGACUUCCCUCAAGCGCCACUAGCGAAAACUUUGCGAGUAAAAAUUGUUUACACUCAAUGCUAUCGAAACUGACGGAAGCCAUGACAGUUUCGAGUUAGUGAUGUGGAAAUUCAUACUAAGGGUAAUAGAAAAUACCGGUAUUUUUAUCAAAUGUCGUGGCAUCGUACCGGUGAUUUUACAUUUCAUCAAUGUUGAUAGAAUUUGAGCGUCAAAACACUUCAGCGUUAAAGUAAAAUGGACCUCAACCGCCUAGUUUUAAUGUUCAUAAAUGUUAACACCCAGCGCUCCAAGCUGAAACCUUGCACAAUUAAAAUUGGUGGUACUGAUUUUUUAUUUUAAAUCAAGGAGAUUUAGGUUCAUUUUACUCUGACAUUAUUAUGUUUCGACGCUUGAAUUCUAUCAUAAUUGGUGCGAUGUAAAAUCUCAUACUAAGCAAGGUUCGCGUGUUGUAAUUACUUUCCCGCCAUAAUAGUUUAAAAUACAAUUAUUAAAAGUCUACUACACAUAACUUCAUCUGUAACACAUAUUCAAACCAAACUGUAACAGUAUAUAAUAGUGUAUUAAUUUUUCUUCCUGUAAUGGUACCGAAUGGAUGACUAUGGCUGCGGGAUUAUGAAGAGAAGCAGAUUAAAGGCAGAUAACUGUUUGAA